AUGCAACGUAUACCUCGAAGAGUCAUGGUGGCCAUGUCAGGUGGCGUCGAUUCCAGCGUUACAGCAGCCUUGUUGAAGCAGCAGGGACACAAUGUCCAAGGCAUCUACAUGCGCAAUUGGGAUACAUCGGAUGAACGAGGAGUCUGUACAAGCGUACAAGAUUGGGAGGACGUGCAACGAGUGUGUGAUCAGCUAUCGAUUCCUUGUCGACAAGUGAACUUUGUUAAAGAAUACUGGAACGAGGUGUUUGAGCAGACAUUGAACGACUAUGCAAGAGGAUUGACACCCAACCCUGAUAUCCAAUGCAAUCAGCAUAUCAAAUUCGGUUCACUAUUGGCACAAGUGCCACCAGACACAUGGCUUGCCACCGGUCAUUAUUGCCGUACGGAUUCACGUGGUCGUCUUUUACGUGGUCGAGAUCGACAUAAAGAUCAAUCCUACUUUUUAUCCGCCGUCCGCCAAGAUGCCUUACAGCGUACCAUGUUUCCAUUGGGUGAAUUCCAAUCAAAAGCACAAGUCAAGAGCCUUGCAGCCGAAUUAGGAUUACAUAGCGUUGCCAAGAAACGUGAGAGCUAUGGCAUCUGCUUUGUGGGUCAACGUCGUCGCUUUGCUGAUUUCCUAGCCGAGUACAUCGAUCAACCACCAGGCCCAGCUAUCGAUAUCGACACUGGCACUGUGAUUGGUGAACAUCGUGGUCUUUAUGGUUAUACUAUUGGUCAAGCAUCAGGCAUCUGUCAUGGACCCCACAAGUGGUAUGUUGCCAACAAGCAAUUGGAUGACAACACUCUAUUGUGCGUAGCAGGUUCAGACCAUCCAGCACUCUUUCACUCAGCUUGCCGUACACGUGAUUGGAUUUGGAUCAACGGCCAUCCACCAGUGGAUCUUUCCAAAGGUCAACGUCUUCUUGUCGAUGUCCAAGUUAGGUACCGCAUGAAACCCGAAAAGGCCUUGGUAUCCCUGAGCAAAGAUAAUCCCAAUCAUUGUCACGUCCAAUUCAUCGAUCCCAUUCGUGCUCUCGCGCCUGGUCAACAAGUAGUCAUUUACCUAGAUGAUUGGUGCCUUGGUGGUGGUGUCAUUGACGAUAUCACUAUUGCAUCCUCUUCUUCUUCCAUUGCAUUACCAUCAUUAGCAUCCUCCUCCUCAUCCAUGUAG
Molecule: messenger RNA, 1152 nt
Organism: Lichtheimia ornata
Lineage: Eukaryota; Fungi; Mucoromycota; Mucoromycetes; Mucorales; Lichtheimiaceae
Product: tRNA (5-methylaminomethyl-2-thiouridylate)-methyltransferase
Exons: 1
Coding region: 1-1152 (383 amino acids)
Biological process (GO): tRNA wobble position uridine thiolation
Cellular component (GO): mitochondrion
Molecular function (GO): sulfurtransferase activity
Source: RefSeq, a predicted model, not a curated record